AUGCUGUACCCGCCCAAUCAGCCCGUCUGCCACCAUUUGGGCAUCUCCAACUCGGCCUCGACCGGUGUGCUGCGUAAAAUCUGCUUCGUUCUGCUGAUCGUCGCCCUCGUCGCAGUGGCGGCCCGAAAAUCGUGGAUCGAGCCGCAAAAUGAUCGCAUCAGUCGACCCAACCGUUACAGCAGGGAUGUCAGCGAGGAAUGUCCUGACAAUCGACCGUUCAUCUGCGACGUCUUCGAUGAACUCGGCCAAGACUAUCCGCCAUGGCUGAAGAAAGACGGCGGCAAGCAGGACUUUGCUAAG
Messenger RNA from Mesorhabditis spiculigera, 300 nucleotides. Lineage: Eukaryota; Metazoa; Nematoda; Chromadorea; Rhabditida; Rhabditidae. The record is from the annotation of a GenBank genome assembly.